This is a messenger RNA of Tetrahymena thermophila SB210, 1782 nucleotides long. RefSeq lists its product as hypothetical. The record is from RefSeq and is a predicted model, not a curated record. NCBI's taxonomy places the organism in Eukaryota, Ciliophora, Oligohymenophorea, Hymenostomatida, Tetrahymenidae. The transcript has 2 exons.
AAAAAAAAAAAAAUUAAUAAAAUUUUUGAUAAUAUUAACUAACUAAUAAUAGUAAUAUAAAAAUGUAACAAAGAGCAAAAUUGCUGCAAAAUAGUCUUUUUAAUUUAUAAAAUGAAGAAUUUAGCAAAGUAGAAAGGCUGAUAUUGAGCAAAAGGGAUUUUAAUCUACUGAAAGAAGAUAUAAAAUUUUAAAAUAUUAUCAAAUCAGUCGCUCAUAGCAUCUAAUAUUUACGAUUCAAAAGUUUAGAAUCAUUAAAUUCUUUUGCAUAAAAAGGAUAAUUUGAUUUAAAUGAUUUUUAAAAUUUGAAAAAGUUGUCAAUUAGUAGCGAUUUUAGUGGUAUACCUUCUGAAGCAGAGGACAAAUUUUUUGAUUUAGUAUUUUAAGAACUAAAUAAACCAAAAAAGCUCUCCAAAUUAUACAUAGAUUUAGAGUCAAAUGAGUUAAAGAUCAAUUAGAUUGAUCAAUUAUCUAAAAAUAUUGCUUAAAUGAAAAACUUGGAUUCUUUCAGAUUAGAAUUAGGUCAUAACAAUAUAUAAGACGAAGGAUGCUAUAAAAUAACUUAAGCUAUAUCGAAACUUACUCAAUUGAAAGAAUUGAUAUUAGGUUUAGAAAAUAAUUAAUUGGGAAAUGAUGGCUUUAAAUAGAUAUUUGAAAUGAUUUCUCAGCUUUAAAAUUUGGAAAGUUUGUAAAUAGACUUUUGGGGCAACGGAUCAAAUGAUGAUGCAUAUGAAGACAUUUAUGAUAUUUUAAAAAAUUCUAAAGUAUGUUAGAGUCUUAAAGAAGUUAGAAUGUUUGCUGACACGCCAAUGAGAAUUUAAAAAAAUCCCAUCAAAUUAAUUCAAUCUUUUAGUUUGUUCACUAACUUAACAAAUCUAAGUUUUACAGUAGAUUAAUAUCGUUUCACUGAAGAUAUUGCUGAAGGAUUAAACACAAUUUUACUUAAUAAUAGUAAAACACUAAAAACCGUCAUAAUUGAUUUCUUGAAAUAUUAAGAUUAUAUAAUAGAAUAAAGUAAUAACAUCAAAAGUACUUUUAAAGACAUGAACUAAAUGAUUAAAUUGGAAAAUAUCUUCAUCUAGUUUCAUUCUAAAUAAUCAUACAGCUCAGCAUGCGAUUUUUUUGAGGAAAUGAAAAAAUGCCCAAAUUUAUUAAGAUUAGCAAUCCCUACUUAAUUUUCAGAAUUAUUAAGCUGUUCGCUUAGUUAAACUAUUACUUAUUUUAAGAGAGUUUUAGACAUUUAGUAUUUAUUACAAUUUGAAUAUGCUAAAUAUACUUCAGAAUUAGAUUUCUUGUGGUACGAUUAAUUUUUUUAAAAGGAGUGGUCUUAUAGGCACUUCAUCGAUCCUUUUUUAGUGAAUUAAGUUUGUAAUACACUAGAUGAUUUUAAAUAAAAGCAAGAUUUUCAUGAAUACAUUUAAGAACUCUCUGAGCAGUAUGUUGGUGAUGGUGGUUCAUAUGAAAGUAAUAAUGAAUCUGUAGAAGCUAAUGAAGAGAACUUAGAUAGCUAAAAUAAAGAUAUGGAUAAUGAGUUUUAGCAUGAUACUAAUUUAACAAACCAUAAAUUGAUAUCGUAUUUAAUCGUUUAAAGACAUUAUAAUUUUAAAAUGACAGAGUUAAUAAGGUUAACAGUCUAUAAUAAAAUGAGCAAGGACAUUAUAUUAUCCUAAAUUUAAUGCCAAUCUAUUCAUUUAUAGAUGAAUUUUUUGGAUUUACAUAUAUAAUGAAAUACAAUAAUAUUUUAUAUUGUUUGAAUAAAUAAUUUGUUGAUACUUUUUCCAUUUU